UGUAAAUAGAAGAUAAAUGUGAGAACGGGGAACCAAUAUAAACCGUAGAUUAUGGGAGAUCAAACGGUUGAGCAUGCUGCGGCUGUUUAAUUCAUUUUAUUAAGAAAGGGUUUAUUUGACUUUUGACACAUAACACAUAACCGAAUUGAGUUCUAUCAUCCCUAUAAUCAUGCGUUCAUGAUUGCAUGAGAUCUUCUAUUUUUGGUUACAACUUAGAUAUUACAUUUUAGGUUUUUAUUUUCUCCACUACAUUCUUUACGGCCGUUUCACACGUUCUAUUUUCUAUUCUGUUCACCAUGGCAUCUUCUCCAUCAAUGGCGGACCAGCGUGCUUCUCCAUCAAUGGCGGACCAGCACGAUGUAAACACAUGGACGGAAGAUGAAAUAACGCAGUUGAUUAUCCCUAAGUGUGAUAGAGAUUUAAUUCCGAGGAUUGGACAAGCCUUCCGUACUCUUGAAGAAGGAGUUCAAUUUUAUUACAGAUAUGCAAACACGAGUGGUUUUGGUACACGUUUGAGUUGUCGGAAAAAAGCAGAUGAUGGAACCAUAACACACAGGCAUAUAGUUUGUAAUCGAGCAGGCCUCAAGAGUGACAGUAAAAGUUCGUCGUCAAAGAAAUCCACGAAGCCUAAGAAGAAACGCAAAACGGUCUCCACUAGAGUUGAUUGCAUGGCACGUAUCGUGUUUCGUUUGGAAGCUGUGGUUGGGUAUGUGGUUCACGACUUUUCUGAGGAACACACACACCACAUGGUCCCUGCUUCCAAACGUCAUCUUAUGAAGUCACGUCGGAACGUCGGCUAUGUCCAUCAAAUGUUCCUUCUUUGUGGUAUGAAGGCAAACAUUGGACCCAUGAGGACCUUUCGUUUUUUCAAGGAGAUAGUUGGUAAUUAUGAUGACGUUGGAUGCACAAGUAUAGAUUUUAAGAACUAUGCUCGAGACCUUAGGGUCCAUACGGAAGGUGUUGAUGCUAAAAUUCUGCUAGACAAUUUGAAGAAAAAGCAAGAGAAGUCCCAAGGUUUCAAGUAUUAUUUUGAAACUGAUGAAGAAGCUCAACUGAAGAGGAUGUUUUGGUCAGACGAGACGUCAAUUCAGAAUUACCAAAAAUUCGGAGAUGCCGUGUCAUUUGAUGCAACUUAUUCAACCAAUAGGUACAAGCUCAUUUUUACACCAUUCACCGGGAAAGAUAACCAUGGGAGGUGUGUAACCUUUGGAGCAGCUUUGAUAUCGAACGAGGAUGUGGAUUCCUAUACAUGGGUUCUCAACAAGUUUGUUGAGUGCAUAGGAUCUCACCCUUUAGUAUUUAUCACAGACCAAGAUCUGGCGAUGAAGAUAGCUAUAGAAAAUGUGCUACCUAAAACGUCUCACAGAUUGUGCAUGUGGCAUAUACUAAUGAAAGUUGUUGAAAAGUUGCCAAGGCAUUUAAGGGACAACACUGAGCUGAAGGAAAGAUUCAAUAAUAUAGUUUGGUCGGAUCUUGUUGAGCCGCAUGAAUUCGAGCAGAAUUGGCAUCGUUUUAUGGAGGAGUAUGAUCUAUUUGAGAGUAGGUGGUUCACUGAUAUGUUUCACAGGCGUGCUAACUGGGUAUCUUCAUAUUUUCGUGAUGUCAAGAUGAGUGGUCUUUUUAGGACAACGUCUAUGUCAGAGAGCGAGAACAGUUUCUUCAGGCGCCAUUUUAAUAAAGAUGCAAAUGUGGUUCAGUUGUUCAUGCAUUAUGAAAGUGCUAUGGAUGCACAACGCACUUCAUACGACACUAUCACUAUGGCGGAUGAAACCAGCUCAUUUGAUAUGUGCACAGACUUACGUAUAGAAGUUCAUGCUUCAAAUAUAUACACGAACAAAAUAUUCAAGGAUGAGAUACAACCUGAAAUCGUGGCUGCUGCUGUAUCUUGUCUGAUGGCACGCAUGUACGAUGAAGGUAAUCUCAGUUACUAUGAGGUUGACGACACAGUUCAUGGAGUAUUUAAAGUGUGCUACAGUUCUAUCGAUGAUCACUUCUCUUGCUCUUGCAAGCUGUUCAUCAGAAAGGGUUGGUUGUGCAAACACAUUUUCUUUGUCAUGCGAACAAGAAAAUUGAACAAGAUUCCUGAAAAAUAUAUUAUCGCACGCUGGACCAAACUUUCACAGAUGAGCCAAACCCCGCAUGAACAGAAUAUGCCGGAGCCCGUGGUUGUAAAGGAUGACCUCCCAAUACAGAAAUUCUUUCUUGAAGUUUGUAAGAGUUUCGGCCAUGUACGAGGGGAUUCUUCGCUGGGUCAGCAGCUAUACAACGAUUUGAAGGGUAUCACUGAUAAAUAUUUGAAGUUGGGAGUACCAUUUGAUUCAAUGUCGAAGCAUGCAAUGUUUGAAGAAUUUUAUGGUGUACCCAAACCUACUGAGAUUGAUGUAUUACCGCCUCCUGUAGUGCACACUAAGGGCAGUGGCUGUGGUGGGAGGAGGAAAUCCACAAGGGAGAAAAUGAUUGAACAAGCACUCAAGCCUAAGAGGAGAUGCAGGAAAUGCAAUCAGAUGGUAAACCACGAUUCACGUAAUUGUCCUGGGAAGGAUGUUACAGAUGAGUUAGUGGAUGUUUGAAUUGUUUUAUUCAGCAACUUUGUCAUUUUACAGUUAAUUUAUUACGUUUGUUAUUUGUCAUUAUGACUCGUACAAUUUCGUCAAUUGUCGUGGGAACGAUGUUUCAG
Molecule: messenger RNA, 2677 nt
Organism: Salvia miltiorrhiza (redroot sage)
Lineage: Eukaryota; Viridiplantae; Streptophyta; Magnoliopsida; Lamiales; Lamiaceae
Product: protein FAR1-RELATED SEQUENCE 5-like
Exons: 3
Coding region: 297-2570 (757 amino acids)
Biological process (GO): regulation of DNA-templated transcription
Molecular function (GO): zinc ion binding
Source: RefSeq, a predicted model, not a curated record